AUGGUGCCUAUGUCGACGACUACUACCUCUCCUCCAACGCCACCGUCAGUAACCACCGUUGGCAGUUCGCAAACUCUUCAAACCGAGGAACGGGAGUAUCUCCCCGACGUUGACCAUGCCGUCUUCAAGCUCUUCCGCAUCAUCAAGAGGGUCGAGGGAAAAGCUCAGCAGUACGAGUGCAAAUUCUGCAACAUCUUCACUGGUGCUGCCAUCCGAUGCGCGCAACACUUCAGUUCGUGGAAGGGGAUGAAACGCCGUGAAGUGGCGCUUUGCAAGGAUGCGCCGCAAGAUGUGUGUCUGGCCAUGCGCGCAAACUACGAGGCAAAGGCUGCUGCGGCCGAAGAAAAGAGGCGGGCAGCAGCUGAAGUGGUUGCCGCGGUGAAGGCUAACGGUGGGAAGCGGGCGCGCAUCACCGAUUACCUUGAGGGGGAUGCGGCUGCAAGAAAGAGAGAAGCGGACAAGUCACUUGCGCUUGCUUGGGCCGCCCUCCACAUCCCCAAGCGCCACAUUGACCAUCCUCUGAUGGUCAAUGCAUUGAACAACGUCUCACGCGCCGGCGGGGACUACGUCUCUCCCAAGAGGAAAUACAUCGGCGGUGCUGGCCUUCUCUCGUGUUGCAACGGAAUCGAGCAGGGUUUGGUGGGCACUAAGGCGAGCUGGAAGAGGACGAGCAUGGCGGUUUCAUCCGACAGGAUGACGGACCGCAACAACAGGCCGCAGGCCAACGUGCUUCUCGUGAACGAUUCCGGCGCCGUCUUCACCGACUGUAUUGACUGCAACAUGGAGAGGAAAACCGGAGGUUAUGUGGCGGGGAUUCUUAGGCCCGUGGUGGAGGAAGUGGGUCCAGAGAACGUUGUUGCGUUCUGCAUGGACGGGGGGUCGAACUAUGUGGUGGCGGUGAAGCAACUUAUACGGGAGUGGCCGCACACUCAGGAUGUGCCGUGCGCCACUCACGUAUUGGACCUUCUCAUGGAAGAUUGGAAGGAGUGGGCGGUAGGGGACAGGAAGAAAUCAUGCGAUGGGUUCAGUGCGCUGAUCCAUGAUGCCGCCUGGUGGAAGACGGCCGAAUUCUUCGUCGCCCUGCUGAAGCUGCCCUACAAGGCGAUGAGGCAUACGGACGGGCAUGCCGUGGGGAUGAUAGGGAGGAUGUACGAUUUGAUGCUGCAGUUGACCGAGGACGUGGGGGACUUGCUCGAUGCGGACGAGGAGCAGCUGAGCAUUGGGGACAAGGACCAGAUCCGCCGCAUCCUCAGAGACCGCUGGGACGGCAGCCUUGCAUGCGCUAUGCAUGUCGCUGGCCGCAUCCUCAACCCCGCCAAUCAGGAGGAAGAUAUUUUCGGCACUGAUCCCGAGUGCACGAGAGUAUUCAAGGCGUUCAUCAGCCAGCAAGCCGAGUUCCUUGAGAGCCGCGGGGAUGGAGGGGAUGACGCGUGCGACAUCUUGCUUGAGCUGGGGGACACGCUGAGGGCGUUCCUUGACAUGAAGGGUUCUUUUGGAAUGCCAAAAGCCGUGGCAGAGGAAGCUGGUGAAAGAGGAAAAGUAUAG
This is a messenger RNA of Closterium sp. NIES-65, 1545 nucleotides long. NCBI's taxonomy places the organism in Eukaryota, Viridiplantae, Streptophyta, Zygnematophyceae, Desmidiales, Closteriaceae. The record is from the annotation of a GenBank genome assembly.